Molecule: messenger RNA, 558 nt
Organism: Staurois parvus
Lineage: Eukaryota; Metazoa; Chordata; Amphibia; Anura; Ranidae
Source: the annotation of a GenBank genome assembly
GGUCAUCCCCUGUACUGUCUGCAGUCUCUGGGUCAUCCCCUGUACUGUCUGCAGUCUCUUGGCCAUCCCCUGUACUGUCUGCAGUCUCUUGGCCAUCCCCUGUACUGUCUGCAGUCUCUUGGCCAUCCCCUGUACUGUCUGCAGUCUCUUGGUCAUCCCCUGUACUGUCUGCAGUCUCUUGGCCAUCCCCUGUGCUGUCUGCAGUCUCUUGGCCAUCCCCUGUGCUGUCUGCAGUCUCUGGGUCAUCCCCUUUACUGUCUGCAGUCUCUUGGCCAUCCCCUGUACUGUCUUCAGUCUCUUGGUCAUCCCCUGUACUGUCUGCAGUCUCUUAGCCAUAUCCUGUACUGUCUGCAGUCUCUGGCCAUCCCCUGUACUGUCUGCAGUCUCUUGGCCAUCCCCUGUACUGUGUCCGCAGUCUCUGGUCAUCUCGUGUACUGUGUCCGUGGUCUCUGGUCAUCACCUUUACUAUGGCCGCAGUCUCUGGUCAUUUCCUGUACUAUGUCUGCAGUCUCUGGUCAUCUCCUGUACUGUGUCCGCAGUCUCUGGUCAUUUCCUGUA